AUGGCGGAGGAUAAUCCGGAACUCCAGGCGGCGCUGCGAGAGCUCGACGCAGAACUGGAGGAUGGCGAUAUUACGGAGAAGGGGUACCAGAAGCGCCGCACACUCCUUCUAUCGCAGUACAUGCCAAAGCCUGCCGCCAGCCAGCCGGAAAACCCACCCCUGCACAGACCACUAAGCUUUGAGCAGAUACCGCGCGGCUCUGAGACUAUCAAUGUCUCGUCUGGGGAACACCCAACUGAUUCUGGAGCUCAAGCACCGCUUUCUCUGAGCGUUGCUCCGCUAAACACACAUCACCAGCCAGAGCAUCACAUGCCUACACACCUACUUGGUGCUUCUAGUGGUGAGCAUACAACGGAAGCGGAGCCUAAUUAUGGUCACUACCAGGGCAGCCAGCUGUCAAGGAUUCAAGAGCAGGAGUUAGGCUUCUCCCUUGCACCCACUGCACCACCUCCUACAGCUCCUAUUGGGCCUACGGGCAAUCGAAAACACUCAGUGGGCUCGUAUGACUCGCUAUUCCUCCCCAAGGGUCCAACGGAUAGCUAUGAAGCCUCCAGAGCAGGGACGCUGGUAAGCCAAAAUUAUGCAUUUAACCCGAAUCAACAGCCGGAGAUAGAACCACCCACACGCCACUCUACUAUCGAUUCGCAGCAAGGCUACUUCUCCGACUUUGCUGGUCACCAGCAGGAACCUAGGAGAGACAGCUAUGGACAGAGCUUCCAACGGUAUUCUCAAAUGGAACCCUUUUCCCCCACCGCGAACAUACCUCCCGCUCCAAUGCCAAUGUCAAGCAUGCCAGGUGGAGCUGCGGUCAACCAUCUUCUUCCGCUCGAACCCCGAGAUAUCCCGUUUGAUGUCCAAGAUCCACAUAAUUCCAAUCUGCCAAUGUCGAGCUUUGAUAAUAUUCCGACUGUUCUCCGACAUCGUGCACGAACGCUACCAAAACAGCCGGCAUAUUGGGUUCUUGAUCAGCGUGGCAAGGAAAUCGCAUCAAUUACUUGGGAGAAACUGGGCAGUCGAGCAGAGAAGGUCGCUCAAGUUAUACGCGACAAAAGUAAUCUAUACAGAGGGGAUAGAGUUGCCCUGGUGUACAGGGACAGUGAGCUCAUCGAAUUCGCUGUGGCGCUAAUGGGAUGUUUUAUCGCUGGUGUUGUUGCAGUCCCGAUCAAUAACCUGGAAGACUAUGCGAGCCUAAACGUUAUCCUCACCUCGACACAAGCUCAUCUCGCUUUGACGACGGAAAACAAUUUAAAGACAUUCCAGAGAGAUAUCACCACCCAAAAACUUAACUGGCCAAGAGGCGUGGAGUGGUGGAAGACAAAUGAGUUUGGCAGUUAUCAUCCAAAGAAAAAAGACGACAUUUUUGAGGGUGGUCCAUUGUCAUCUUCCACUUUAUCGUCCUUUUCUGUCCCCACUGGUGACUUGAGAGGCGUUGUCUUGAGCCACAGGACUAUCAUGCAUCAGAUGGCUUCAUUCAGCGCAGUCAUUGCAUCCGUUCCACCUUCUCAAGACAGCCCGAAAUCUCCCGCCGAGAUUUUGAUGACCUACCUAGAUCCUAGACAUGGUAUUGGUAUGAUUCUGGGAGUACUCCUGACUGUCUAUGGAGGGCAUACAACCGUAUGGUUAGAAUCUCAUGCUGUUGAAACUCCCGGUCUAUACGCCAGUUUGAUCACCAAAUUUAGAGCUACUCUUUUGGCUGCCGAUUAUACUGGGUUGAAGCGAGCUGUUUACAACUAUCAACAGGACCCGAUGACGACAAGAAACUUUAAGAAAAACGUUGAACCAAACUUUUCUAGCUUGAAACUUUGUCUUAUAGAUGCAUUAUCGGUUGAUUGCGAGUUCCAUGAAAUUUUGGCUGAUAGAUGGUUACGUCCACUACGAAAUCCCAGGGCCCGAGAGUUGGUUGCUGCUAUGUUGUGUCUACCAGAGCACGGUGGAAUGGUGAUAUCCAUUAGAGACUGGCUGGGAGGAGAAGAGCGAAUGGGCUGUUCCCUUACGCACGAAAUGCAUCCUGUUGAAGAAGACAAGGAUAGUAAGACUGAAGAUAAGGAAAAAGCAGACGAACCGAAGUCUACCUUUGGAAGCAGCUUGAUUGGCGGAGCUCCUACGGCUUCUCCAAAAACAGAGACUCCGAGAAACGAACUGAGUGAGGUAUUGCUGGACAAGGAAGCAUUGAAGAAUAACGAUGUCGUGGUGCUCGCGCUGGGCGAAGACGCUCGGAAACUCGCAGAUACCACUCCGAACUCGGUAAGAGUAGGUGCUUUUGGAUACCCCCUCGCCGACGCUACUCUUGCUAUUGUCGAUCCAGAAACUGGACUUCUUUGUACACCAAAUCUUAUUGGAGAGAUUUGGGUCGAUUCCCCUUCAUUGUCUGGAGGAUUCUGGGCAUUGCCAAAACACACCGAAACUAUCUUCCAUGCUCGUCCGUUCAGGUUUCAAGAGGGCAGUCCCACACCAGUAAUCGUGGAACCAGAGUUCUUACGAACGGGCUUACUCGGGUGUAUCAUUGAAGGGCAGGUUUUCGUUCUUGGGCUAUACGAGGAUAGAUUGCGCCAAAAGGUAGAAUGGGUUGAACAUGGGGUUGAAAGCACCGAGCAUCGUUAUUUCUUUGUUCAGCAUUUGAUUCUCAGCAUCAUGAAAAAUGUUCCCAAAAUCCACGACUGUUCGGCGUUCGACGUGUUUGUUAAUGACGAGCAUUUACCUGUUAUCCUUUUGGAGUCAUAUGCGGCGUCUACUGCACCAAUUACUUCCGGUGGUCCCCCGCGUGUCCUUGACACCUUACUCCUGGACUCGCUUGCAGAGAGGUGCAUUGAGGUUUUGUAUCAGGAGCAUCAUUUAAGGGUUUACUGCAUCAUGAUAACAGCACCUAACACCUUACCACGAUCGACAAGAAACGGCCGCCAGGAAAUUGGAAACAUGUUGUGCCGCAGAGAAUUUGACAAUGGCACUCUACCUUGUGUUCAUGUCAAAUUCGGCGUUGAAAGAGCAGUGCUCAAUCUCCCUAUCGGUACUGAUCCGGCAGGAGGAAUCUGGUCUCCUUCAUCAUCUGCUGUUCGUCAGGAGGCACUGGCAAUGCAAGAGAAACAGUACUCCGGUGUUGAUAUCAGAGAUGUAAUAAUGGACGACCGGACAUCCACUCCCCUGAACAACUUCGCUAGCAUCGUUGAUCUACUUCAAUGGCGAGUUAGCAGACAGGGAGAGGAACUCUGCUAUUGCUCUAUCGACGGCCGCGGCCGUGAAGGCAAAGCUAUUACUUGGAAGAAAUUCGAUACCAAGGUUGCCGCUGUGGCAGCAUAUCUGAAAAACAAAGUCAAGCUUCGACAAGGAGACCAUGUAAUACUGAUGUAUACCCAUUCCGAAGAUUACGUAUAUGCUGUCCAUGCCUGUCUCUGCCUUGGCCUCGUUAUCAUUCCAAUGGCACCGAUUGACCAGAACCGAUUACCUGAGGAUGCCCCGGCUUUACUGCAUGUGAUUUCAGACUUCCAUGUUAAGGUGAUACUGGUCAACAGUGACGUGAAUGAUCUACUCAAACAAAAGGUUGUCGCCCAACAUAUUAAACAGUCAGCAAAUGUUCUCCGGGUCAGUGUGCCUCAGACGUAUAACACCGCAAAACCUCCCAAACAAUCUCACGGAUGCCGACAUCUGGGGUUCACUUUGAGCGAGGCGGUUGUAAAGUCUCAUUUGCCUGCAAUGGUGUGGACAUAUUGGACACCGGAUCAGAGGAGGCUAUCAGUACAUAUUGGCCACGAUACGAUUAUGGGCAUGUGUAAAGUCCAGAAGGAGACUUGCCAAAUGUCUAGCUCUCGUCCUGUUCUCGGAAGCGUUCGAAGCACCAUGGGUCUCGGAUUCAUCCAUACGUGUCUAAUGGGAAUAUACGUUGGCGCUCCCACCUAUCUGGUAUCCCCGGUUGAUUUUGCUGCCAAUCCAUUGUCUCUCUUCCAUACUUUGGCUAGGUAUAAGAUCAAAGAUACCUAUGCCACUGGGCAAAUGUUGGAUUAUGCCAUGAGUAGCAUGACCGCAAAGGGAUUCCAACUUCAUGAACUGAAGAACUUGAUGGUUGCAACUGACUCUAGGCCAAAAGUGGAUGUUUACCAGAAAGUUCGACUUCAUUUCGCGGCAGUCGGCCUCGAUCGAACUGCGAUUAAUACCAUUUACUCACACGUUCUUAACCCAAUGAUAGCUUCGAGGUCCUAUAUGUGUAUUGAGCCAAUUGAGCUUUGGCUCGAUACACUAUAUCUCCGACAAGGAUACAUCUACCCCGUUGAUCCUGAGACGACGACUAACAGCCUGCUUGUCCAAGACUCAGGUAUGGUUCCUGUGAGCACUCAAAUUGCCAUCGUGAACCCCGAGACAUGUUGCCUGUCCCAUGUCGGAGAAUACGGGGAGAUUUGGGUCCAAUCUGAGGCGUGCGCGAAGGCUUUCUAUGGAUCUAUGCAAGAAUUCGACCUUGAGCGCUUCCGAGGGCGUAUUGUUGAUGGUGACCCGGAUGCUGUCUAUGUUCGCACAGGCGACCUAGGUUUCUUGCAUACAGUUACGCGACCGAUUGGGCCAGGUGGGCAGCCUGUCGAGAUGCAAGUUCUAUUCGUCCUCGGCGGUAUCGGAGAAACGUUCGAAAUCAAUGGCCUUAACCACUUCCCCGUUGAUAUCGAGGUCACUAUAGAAAAUUGCCAUAGAAAUAUUGUCAAAGGCGGCAGCGCGGUCUUUCAAGCGGGAGGUUUAACUGUCGCUUUGGUAGAAGUUACUCGCAAAGCAUAUUUGGCCUCCAUGGUGCCUGUUAUCGUGAACAGUGUGCUAAACGAGCACCAAGUAGUUACGGACAUUGUGGCCUUUGUUCCUCGUGGUCAUUUCCCUCGAUCCCGUCUAGGCGAAAAACAACGUGGAAAGAUUCUAGCCACUUGGGUAACGCAGAAGCUAAGAACUAUCGCUCAAUUCAAUAUCCGUGAUGGUGGUAGUCAUGAUAUGAAGGCUGGCGAAGCGCCAGAGCGACGCCAAUCUUCUAAAGCCGGCAGUAUCAUGGAUUCCAGCAUCCUUCAGCACCAAACUGCAUCCCCAUAUCCUGAAGCGGAAGACUAUAGUCAAAUGCAACAGCCGCCCGUUAGUGGCGCGGCCCCUGGUGCUUCUGAAGGUAUUGCGGAUUAUGUCGAUCCAUCUCUAAUCGGUGGAGACAAUGUUGGGCACUAUCAGGAUCCCGGCACUGUGAACCAUGAUGUAUCACAUCAACAGCCUCUUCGUGCUCAGGAGCAAAGCAUUCCUAUCGGGGAAGGUACAGGGGUUAUUUCACAUAUGGGUAAUCCAGAUAUUCAACGGGUCCAGAGCCCUGAACGCUACUCUGGAAACAGCAGUGACAGCAUAAACAAGACUGCUUCUCCAGCUGUUCCCUCUGUUGGCGGUGAGAUUCCUCGCCACAAUAGCGCGUCCCCUCCUCGAACCGGUCUGCGCGUUCAUAAUGGAGACGAACAUCUUCCCCGCCCACAUUCAACAGCUCCAGAUUUUGGGAUUUUCGAACAGGCGCAGUUACUACCUCCAGUGAAGAGGAAAGAAGUGGCCGCCACGUACACUCUACCAACGAGAAAUAGCAGUAUUCAAAAAGAUAAUUUCCAUGGCACUCCUAUCGGUACCACCGGCCAUGGAAAUGGGGGAAUUCAUGACAAUACGCAAUAUGACGACGAAGCUUAUGAUAUCAUCGAUAAUUGGACGGAGGAUACAGGUGCUUCUCACCCUCAGCACCAAUAA
This is a messenger RNA of Nannizzia gypsea CBS 118893, 5730 nucleotides long. Its product is annotated as meiotically up-regulated 62 protein. The transcript is spliced from 6 exons. NCBI's taxonomy places the organism in Eukaryota, Fungi, Ascomycota, Eurotiomycetes, Onygenales, Arthrodermataceae. Gene Ontology annotation, cellular component: cytosol. The record is from RefSeq and is a predicted model, not a curated record. Bases 1 to 5730 code for a protein of 1909 amino acids.